Messenger RNA from Gadus morhua (Atlantic cod), 3829 nucleotides. Its product is annotated as voltage-gated potassium channel subunit beta-2. The transcript has 15 exons. NCBI's taxonomy places the organism in Eukaryota, Metazoa, Chordata, Actinopteri, Gadiformes, Gadidae. Gene Ontology annotation, biological process: transmembrane transport; regulation of action potential; regulation of potassium ion transmembrane transport. Bases 788 to 2260 code for a protein of 490 amino acids. Gene Ontology annotation, molecular function: potassium channel regulator activity; voltage-gated potassium channel activity; transmembrane transporter binding. The record is from RefSeq and is a predicted model, not a curated record. Gene Ontology annotation, cellular component: cytoplasm; juxtaparanode region of axon; voltage-gated potassium channel complex.
CACAGAUCCAAAAUAGGUAACUUGUAUGCAUGAGCAGGUACCUGUUGUUGUCUGUACAGAAAUCAGCCUCUGGAGGAAGGUCACGCACAUACCCACCAACCGAACCCCGAGAUAGACCCGAAGCAUGCAACUCAAACCUCGACGAGAACACCAAGUCCAAUCGCAUGCAUCUAACAGACACUUUUAUCACCCAUAAACGUCCCCACACGCUCCACUUCACAUACCCGGAGAGUCACCCAUUAGGACCAAACGACCACAUCACUCUCCCCAGAGAAGCAUGGCGUUCCUGGGUUAAGGGCUUUGUGAAGCCAGGGGGGACGGAGGACAGAGGCCAUCCAGCUCUGGUUACACUACAGCCCCUGAUGCGUAAAGUUGGCCAUGGUUACCCACCAGCUUCCCCCCCCCAGAUCAGCAGAGGAACAGGUGUUAUUUAAAGCCUCUGGUCUGGCCCACAGUCCCCUCUCCUCUCCUCGCUGACACCACCGACCGCCAGUCUUCUCGCUCACAACCGACCAGCACUCGCACUCGGUUUCGGCGCGUCCUUCCACAGCUCACGGCCUCCCUGUCUGUCUGUCUGACCGCCGUUCACACGAUCAAGUCGUCCAGCACGGGGGGUCGUGUGGAGACUCUUUGCGAUUGCCAUCAUCACCAGAGCCAUCAUCACCAUCCCCCUUCAAAACAACCUCCACCGCCAUCUCUACCACUAGCACCACCAGCUCCACCGCAGGUGGUGGGACUCCCACCAUCACCCACUCUGACCCAUCUGCGCACUUAAGGCCACGCCGGCAUGUUUGCGACCGCCAGGAGCGUGGACAUGCGGGGGGGCGGCCACAGCCGCCGCCUCAGCCGUCAAAUGAGCGUCACCCCUGUGGAAAACUCCCAGAUGGCCAAGCCCGGCGGCGGUGGCGGACCCCCGGGGGCGCGGGACAGCGUCAGCGGUACGGCGAUACGGCGAAGCAGCAGCGUCAGCAGCGCCGGCGGUGCCGGCGGCAACCGAAUGCUGUCGCUGUCGUCCAUGAGCGAGAGCGUGCGCAGCGGGCUGAGCUGCUUCCUGUCGGAGCAGGCCCUGGAGCAGGAGGAGCGGCAGCAGCGCAGCAGCCAGUUGGCCGAGCUCCAGCGGCUGAGGGAGGUGCGCGCUGCCGCGCAGCUCAAGAACCUGGAGGACUUCCUCAAGAUGAACCACGUGUCUUUGCGCGAGUGUGUGUCCUACACCACCACCAUGAGGUACAGAAAUCUUGGGAAAUCUGGAUUACGGGUCUCCUGUCUUGGAUUAGGGACGUGGGUGACAUUUGGGGGCCAGAUAUCAGAUGAGAUGGCGGAGGAGCUGCUGACGCUGGCCUAUGACAACGGCAUCAACCUGUUCGACACCGCAGAGGUUUACGCUGCCGGGAAGGCUGAGCUUGUCUUGGGAAGGAUUAUCAAAAAGAAGGGAUGGAGGCGCUCCAGUUUAGUCAUCACAACCAAGAUUUUCUGGGGUGGAAAGGCGGAAACAGAAAGAGGCUUGUCUAGGAAACACAUCAUUGAAGGUCUGAGGGCGUCCCUAGAAAGACUUCAGCUGGAGUAUGUGGACGUGGUCUUUGCCAACCGGCCGGAUCCCAACACACCAAUGGAAGGAGAUCCAUUUCACACACCUAGGUCCAGAAAGUUCGUCAUAGAAGAGACGGUGAGGGCCAUGACCCAUGUGAUCAACCAGGGGAUGGCGAUGUACUGGGGCACGUCGCGCUGGAGCGCAAUGGAGAUCAUGGAGGCGUACUCUGUGGCGCGGCAGUUCAACCUGAUCCCGCCCAUCUGUGAGCAGGCUGAGUACCACAUGUUCCAGAGGGAGAAGGUGGAGGUGCAGCUGCCAGAGCUCUAUCACAAGAUAGGGGUGGGAGCCAUGACGUGGUCUCCCCUGGCAUGUGGAAUCAUCUCUGGGAAGUACACCAGCGGUGUGCCCGCCUUCUCCCGGGCAUCCCUCAAGGGUUACCAGUGGAUGAAGGACAAGAUUCUGAGUGAAGAGGGCCGUCGGCAGCAGGGCAAGCUGAAGGAACUGCUGGCCAUCGCUGAGCGCCUGGGAUGUACCCUUCCCCAGCUCGCUAUCGCCUGGUGCCUGAGGAACGAUGGGGUCAGUUCUGUCCUUCUGGGGGCCUCCAGUGCUGACCAACUUCUGGAGAACAUUGGAGCCAUACAGAUUCUUCCGAAGCUCACCUCGUCCAUCGUGCACGAUGUGGAUGGUAUUCUGGGGAACAAGCCCUACAGUAAAAAGGACUACAGGUCCUAGACCGGACCGACCCGAUACCAUCCAACCCCCCCCCCCCCCCCAACAGGGUCAUAACGAUGUAGGACCACCAAACGUAGGAGAACCGUCGGCUCAGCAUCCAAUAUAGGCAUAACAUUUUAUCAUCGAGACACACACGCUACGCAACGUGUGUAUUUCUGCUUCUGUGCUUCUUUUGAUUUUUUCAUAUUUAACACAAGAGCUCUAGUCUAGAGUAUGCGUUGGGCAUUUCCAGUUAAAGCCAGAUCCCCUGGCAUAGAAAGGAAGAAAGAGUUGAAUAAUCAGGGAAAGCUGUGAAACACGUUCCCUGCAUUUCCUCCGAUUAACAAUUCCUGAAGCACUUCAGAAAUAACCACUUUCUUUCACAUGGAAGGUUAGUGGUGCUCAGUAAGAAGGCAAUAUACAGGCAGCCAAUAUACAUCCAAGUAUAAACCCCUCUUUGCUAAAUGUUUUAUUGUGCAAAUAACCCCAACAUACAGGCCUACCAUCCUUAUUCUAGGUAUUGUACUUCCAAAACAGGCUGUGGUGCUUUUGAGCUUCACAUCAGGGCUGUUCCGUUUAACAAUGCCAGCAACAGCGACGCACACUUCCUGUUACUGUAUUUAUACUUGCUUUACGCUAGUCAUAAGAUCAAACCUUGGCCUUUCUAGUUGCAAUAUCUGCCGGCCCCUGUAUAUUUACGGCGGUACAUCUGCUUCUCCCAGCCCGCCACGGCCGGGCUAAAAGCCGUCACAGGCCACUUUACAAAGACGCUAGCCUCCGCUUCGCUAGCUCUUGUCGCUUCGAAUAACAGCUAUGGGGGAGGCUAAGUGCUUUUUUAACUUUUAUAUCCUUUUCUUUGUGAGACCGUUUCAACAAAGCGGAGCACUAGCGAACUGUUGCAACGUGUUACGGACAGGCGCAGUGAACGGGGUGGUAGACCAGUCUGAAGUAGACCAGCCCUUAAAGGCUUACACAUUGGCCUGAGUAACAAAAAAUAUAUAGACCAGGACUUGGAACCCGCUUCUUCUUUCUAAGUGUUGAUCAACCCCUGUCACUUAAGAUAAGAUAGUAUAUUGAUCCCAGUACGGGGAAAUCUGGCACCCCCUAACAAAAGGAUUUUGAAGUCCACCUUUUUGUCUUUUCAUUAAAAAUAAGUCAAUUAUUCAAUAUUCAAUCAUUUAAGCAUGCAUAGCAAAUGCUGUCUCAACAGUGGGCUAUUAGUACUGUCUCAGAAUGUGUGUAGGGUGUGUACAUGUGUUUAACCUUCGUUUCAUAUGGUGACAUGAGGUCACAUACAAAUGCCAAUGAAAGCACAAUUAAUCCCUUAAUAGUCCACCACAAAUACACGCCUGCUGACAUGCGCAUGGAAUAACACACUCUGUUGAGUUUUCUGUAUGGAGGAACUGCCAAGAGAUGAUUCACAAGACCUUCUCGAACUGUUGUGAGCGAUAGAAGCAGUGAGGAUCACGUAAUGAUAGAGAUGAUGAUGUUGUGGCAGGACAGACAAGUCUUUUUGCCCAUUGGAAAUGUGGAAAAAAUACAGUGGAUUCAUCUUCUCUUGACACGAUGGUUACCUGCAUUCUAGAAGAA